Molecule: messenger RNA, 7727 nt
Organism: Danio aesculapii
Lineage: Eukaryota; Metazoa; Chordata; Actinopteri; Cypriniformes; Danionidae
Gene: znf292a
Product: zinc finger protein 292a
Biological process (GO): regulation of transcription by RNA polymerase II
Cellular component (GO): nucleus
Molecular function (GO): DNA-binding transcription factor activity, RNA polymerase II-specific; DNA binding
Source: RefSeq, a predicted model, not a curated record
CAGGCACACAUAUUAAACAUGUCUUGUAGUAGGUAAACCGCAAAAUUUCUCUUGAAUAUUAAUUAGGCUGUGCUGACGUUGCUCGGUCAGCGAACGCACGGGUCAUGAAUAUUUGGAUCAGGCCUUGGCCGUAGUAGUUUGAGAUAUUUGGGCUGCUGUGUGUGAAUGCAGCGAAGAUGGCGGAGGAGGAGGGCAGCGCGAAUGAGGCUGUGGCCCUCAAACACAAAUUUCAGGAUCUCAUCUCUGAAUUAAAAAGGAGCUCCGAGUCGACGCUAGAUGCCUCCAAUAGUUUUUGUCAGGAUUUCUGCCAAAUUUUGAUGCAUCAUGGAUGUCAGUGGAGACCAGAUGAAGACCUGCUUCCUCUAUUGGAGCUGUACACAGCAGCUAUAAUGUGCUGCGCUGAGGCCAGUCCGUUCCUAAGUCCUGAAUGUGAACAUGUCACAGAUGUGAUGAACAAGUUAUCGUGGAGCUGUCUAAAUCUUCUGUUGUCAUUCUCCGAGCAAAUCCCUGGUGCCUUAUGGGAAGAAUUUCAAACUUCUGUCAAGAUGGCUCAUGGCAUUCUUCAGGCACAUGGAAACUCACAGCUUCAGGCCCUGUUGACUCUAGCAGAGGACAAUGGCGUGUGGUCCAAUGCCACACUGUGUAGCAUUCUGUCUAAUGACCUCCCUAAUGUGGAGAGAGUACAUGAGUUUUUAUCUCGAGAAGGAGCUGAACUUCUUCAUAUGCGUAUAAAGCAUCUCAUCAAAGAGAAGCACAUGGAAAAGGCUGCAAGACUGGCAAAGACGUGUGCAGAGUUUCCUGAAUUUGGAGGAAAGAAGAACUUCAGACAAAUCUACCUCGUGUGUCUGUGUGAAAUAACACCACAACAAGAACUUAUGCAUGAGAUAAAGGAGGUAGACUGCAAAGAGGCCCUGGACAUGAUUUGUAAUUUGGAGUCUGAGGAAGAUGAGAAAGGAGCUCUCAGUCUUUGUACAGCUUUUUUCAAGCGUCAGCUUCUCAGUGGGGAUGCUUAUUGUGCCUGGGAACUGACACUGUUUUGGAGUAAACUUCUAAUAAGGCUGGAGUCAAAACAUGCCUUUUUGGAGCAAUGCAGACUGUUAGCACGCCUCUCUGAGAGUGUGUACCAUAUUCUGCUCCUCAUCAAAGUCAUUCAGGCUGAGGUUGACACAGAUGGACUUUCAGUGUGCAUCGAAAUGUGCAUUCAAGCGCUAAAAAUGGGAGUUCAUGACAACGAGGACUGCAAUAUCACUAUUUGCAAAACAAUAUCUUGUUUGCUGCCUUUAGACUUGGAAGUAAAACAGGCUUGCCAACUUACGGAGUUCCUGAUAAAGCCAUCUUUGGAAUCUUAUUAUGCUGUUGAGACUCUUUUUAAUGAGCCUGACCAAAAGCUUGACCAGGAGGAUCCACCAAUUCUAAAUUCACUACGCUGUGACUUGUUGCUGGCCUUAAAGAUAAAGUGGCCUUUUGAUCCGGAGUUUUGGGACUGGAAAACUCUAAAACGUCAAUGCCUUGCUUUGAUGGGUCAGGACGCAACCACUAUAUUGUCUUCUGACAAAUUUACUGACAGUGAUGACAAUGAGUUCCAUGACCUGGAUGAGAAAUAUUUCCAGCAUUUUACUGAUAACCCUUCUUACGAACUCUUUGAAGUUGGAGCAGAAAGAAAGAAGAAGACGAAGAAUGAAAUGAAGAAGAUGAAAGAGAAGGGAUUUGUUUCUGCUCGAUUCCGCAAUUGGCAGGCUUAUAUGCAGUAUUGUGUUUUGUGUGAUAAAGAGUUCCUUGGACACAGAAUUGUCAAGCAUGCAUUGAAGCAUGUGCAAGAUGGGGUUUUCCGCUGCCCAAUAUGUGCUAAAACCUUCGACAGCAGGACAGUGCUGGAGCCCCAUGUGGCUUCACAUGUAAAGCAGUCAUGCAAUGAGCGCCUUGCUGCAAUGGGCGUAAGCAAGAAACGCACUGACGCAAAGUUGACACCAGCUAGCAGCACCUUGAAAAAGGAAGAGCACUACAGCGACACUGCUACGAAAGUUAGCCAGGAAAAAACUUGCAAUAACAAUUUAUAUGCUUCAGUUGGUAGUACCAGCACAGAUGUGAAAAGCAAAAUGAAAUCCUCAUCAUCACCGACAUCAUCAUCAUCAUCACCAAAGCAGGGCAAUCCUAUACGGGAUGUUAACAACACUAAAGAUUGUUGCUGUCCUGUUACAAGCUGUCAAAAAGUUUUUAAAUACUUUAGGAAUUUGGUUGCUCAUGUUAAGGCCCAUAAAAACGAACCGGAGGCAACAGAUUUCCUACAACUACAGAGCCGGAAGGCAAUGUGCCAAUAUUGUCAUCGCCAGUUUGUUAACUUGACCCAUCUUAACGAUCACUUACAAAUGCAUUGUGGCGAGAAGCCAUACUUUUGCGUUCAGCUUGGAUGUAAUUGCAGCUUUUCCUCUCAUGCUGAGCUUCUGAUGCACAGAAAAUUACAUGCUGAAUUUCAGGCCCAGUGUGCAUAUCCAAACUGUGAGCGAAUCUUCAAUGAGACUUACUUGCUGUAUGAUCAUGAAGCACAGCACUACUUGACGUUCCCCUGCAAAAGUCAUAACUGUGACAAGGUGUUCUACACGUUGUCUGAGCUAGAUUUGCAUCAGAGAGGGCAUGCGAAGCAGGUGGACCACUCUGCCAUCGAUAGGCACUCACAUUUACACUUGGAAGUAGCGCCUCAGGCUUGUCCUGCUUCAGAGCUGCCUCAAAACCAGAUUAAAGAUUUUACCCCAGUAGAAAUUAAAUGCUCAGUUCAAAACAUUGCAGACACAACUCAAGAUUCCACAGUGCAGCCUGAGCAUCUUGUACCACACACAGCCCAAUUGAAAGAAACCGAAAAUGAUUCUGAAACGACUGAAAUUCAGCCUAAUGUGUCUACGGCAUCUUAUUGCCCCCAGAAAUCAAAGCGUCUUGAGUCUUGCUAUGUAAAAUUGCAGCCCAUUCCCAUCAAGUUCAAUGACCCAGUAUAUUUAAAUGCACUAAAGAACGCCGACACUGAAACUCAAGCUCUACUGAAAGACAAGAAGUUGUUUUCUUUCAGAAAGAUUCCGCUUAAGCCUUCCACACCGAAGUCUUCUCUUGCUGUGACAAAAGAAAACAGAGAAGAACACCUGACUCACAUUUGUCCAUUUGAAACCUGUACGCGGAAAUACAGCACCUCAAAAAGUUUAUCAAGACAUGUCAAAAAUGUUCACGCAGAGGCCUUUGAGGAGUGGAAGUUGUCAAAGAAGUACAAAAGGAUUGCGCAAGUUGCGUCAAAAAAGUCUUCGUCUAAGCACACGACCACUAAUAUGCCAACUCCGUUACUGGUAAAGAAAUGGAAAAGCUGUUCCCAAAAAACAGAGCGAGUUAACUUACUGGAAUCGGCGAUUCAGAGUCCUUCCUCCAUUUUCUCUGAUCACGUUAACAUGCAGUCCAUAGGUACUAAGUUUUGUUCUCAAUUUGAAAACCAUCCAAGUGCAGCGUCAACAAACCAGAGCGGUCUGAUGCAGUUACCUGAUGCUCAGGCAUGGGCAUUGCCUUCAAUGGAGAGUUUGAGUUCAGGUUUUUCCGAACAUGGUUCUUACAGCUCUACCGUUUUAUCUGAAAACCAGCACACAAAUCCAUCAUACCAUUCUGAUACAAUUUUAGAUUACCCAUCUGCCUCAUCUUACGAUGACAUCAUUCCACUUCCGUGGAAUACCCAUGCACCCUCGGGUGUUAUGAAUGAAGUCAAAUAUGUCUCAAGCUCUCUUAGGGUACUGCAUUCUCUGAAUGGCGAUCAGACUUGUGACCAGUCACAGGUUGAGUCGAGCGUUAAUCUUGAAGAUAUUUCCAUCAGCAAUGAUUUGCAUGCAGGAGCUCUGUCUGGAAAGAACGUCAGCCUGUAUUUUCCUUCAGAGGCAAGUUCUGUUUCAAUGCAGUCAAUGGAAAAUUCGAACAAGGAAAUCAGCUCAGAGUGUACCGAUGCAGUGUUCACAUCAGAAAACAAAUGUAUGUCAGAUAUUUUAACCCCUAACUUUAAGGAAUCAUCAGAAGAUUUCUUUGGUGCUACCCAUGUGAGUGAUGAUAAAAGUCCAGAGGAUUUUUGUAAUCAUGAAUUGUCCCUGGAAGGAGCAGAAGGAAUCACUUCAGAUGAUCAGAUGACUGUUUCAGAUUCUGGUGAAAAUAGGAAAUGCAAAAAAAUUAAAUCAUCAAAAAGAACCAAAUGGCCUGCCAUAAUACAGGAUGGGAAGGUCAUUUGCUGCAGGUGCUACAGAGAGUUUUCAAGCACAAAGUCUCUUGGAGGUCAUUUGUCAAAACGUUCCCAAUGCAAGCCUGUAGACGAAAUAGAUCUUACUGCUGAUUUACCAGUAUCGUUUCUCGAUUUUCUGAAUGAUCCUGACAUUUCAACAGUACAAAUGCCUCUACCAGCUAAUGAAAUACUUGAGGACAAUCACAAAUCCUUCAUCUAUGCACCAUCAGAAUCAAGUACUUUUAACGAUAACAACUUAACAAAUGUGCAAGGCACAGAGAGCGUCCCCAACAUUAAUGCUAAUGAGCCCUCUCAGGAUCACUCUGAGAUGGCUACAAAUGCCAAUUUGUUUCAUUCCCCUGUAUCUAACACAGCCACAGAAAUGGUACCUGAUGCUGAAAUUAUCCCUGAAAAUGCUGGUGAAGAUGGAAUUAUCUUAGAAAUUGAAAGGGCAUUACAGCGUCUUGAUUUAGUAGAUGUACUCAGUGACAAAUCUGUACCUGAGAGCACUAACUUGCAAGAUCUAAGCUCUAAAAAUGACACCAGAAAUGAUCAGCAUAACACAAUUAAAGAUCCUGUCCAAAUUGAGCAGAAAAGUGUUUUAAAGCCGUUUAAGUGUAAAGAAGACUGUGCGUACGGAGCCAUGACAAAAGAAGCUUUGUUUAAACACCUUAGCCGUGUACAUGAUUACAGCGAUGAGAGGAUAAACGAAAUGAAGAAAAACCCUGACAGAUUAGCACCUUACAGCUGUCAUUUAUGUUCAAAGACAUUUACCAGAACCACAGGCCUUAAAAUCCACUAUAAAAAUGUCCACCAUUUUUCGAAAGAAGAAAUUUCUGUCUUAAAAAUUGGUCUCGGUUUUAGAAAGCCGAAAAAAAGUGCAUCCGAGUCAGAAAACGUGCAUUCCAGCCUUAUUGACAAACAGGCAAAUAAAUCAGAGAAGAUUCAACACCAAGUUGAUCCCAAAUUGACUGUUUCAACAGUUCAUUCAAACAGUGAUGGAAAAGCCAAGAUUGUUGGCAAAAAAAAGAAACAAGCCACAAAAAGCUCCCUUACAGUUGGUACCACUAAGUCUUGCAAAACUACGGAAGAGUCACAGAAAAAUGUAGGAAACCUUGAUCGACUUUCGACUACAUGUAUAAAACUAGAAGUCCCUGCUUUAAAUCCUGAGAGUCAUGUUAGUGAUUUAAACCAUCCAGGUAUAUUUGCAGCACAGGAGUUGAGUGGUCUUAGAAGUCCCCAUCUUUUUAACACAGUGAAUGCUACGAACGAAGAAUAUGCAACUCCACAAUUCUUCGGACAAAUUGGGACAAAAUCAAGUGUGACUGAAGAUAUUCAAGAGAAAACUAGAAUGGCUGUUGACAACACUGAUUGUGGUGAUUCGGUUGAUGUGUACCGGCCAUAUCGAUGCAUUCAUGAGGGAUGUGUGGCUGCCUUUUCAAUCCAACAAAAUCUCAUCCUCCAUUAUAGGGCUAUGCAUCAGUCAGAAUGUGAUGAAAAGAACAGCGCUAAAGCUACUGAUGGAGUGUUCCCGGUGCAGGAAUACAGAUGCCAAGUCAAACAAUGCUCAAAAGUAGUGUCGAAAGUUACCAGCUUGCUGAAACACUAUCUUUUGCUUCACAGAUGUACGUUGGAAAAGGCAAGUGCGUUGCUCUCUGGUAUUGAGGUAGGCACGUUUCAGUGUGACCAGUCCAAAUGUUCUGCUCACUUCACUUGCCAUUUGAAGUACAUUGAUCAUAUCAAAAACGAUCACAAAGCAAUAAAGGUUUCAGUAGAUGGGGACUUUGAGAGCGUGAACCUCACAUUCAGAUGUCAAUUCAAAGGUUGCGACCGGGUAUAUACGACAAAGUCGAACCUUCUUCGACAUCUCAUGAAGAAACACGAUGCUACUUUCGAAACCAUGAAAGCGAAACAAGAACAUGUGGGGGACAGUGUUCAAACAAAGAAGUCAAGUGCAAAUCCUGAUUCCAACAAUGGGAAGGAAAAUAUUGCAAAAAACAAUACUAAAACGAAGAAGAAAAGUUCCAAAAAGAGAGAGGACAAGGCUCAAAGCCAACGGAUAACCCUAGAGAAGCCUGCGCUUAAAUCCAACGAGGAAGCAUCUGCUAUGUGCAAUCCAACAUUUCCUCUACAGUACCCAUGCAUGAUCAAGAACUGUGAUUCAGUAAUGAAUGAUGAACAGAGUAUAUUGAAUCAUUACACCACUCAUGGCCUCACGGAACAAUACAUUGAGGAUCAGAGAAGCCAGUUCAUAUUUUGCAUCAAAAGCAGUGAGAUGCCCAGAGCAGAUAGUACCUCACAAAAUGUUGAGGUGAAAGAAGCUCAAGUCUCUGAUGAAGCUCAAAACCCUAAUUCAGAAGUCAGUUUUCAAGAUGUAGAGCCUGCAAAAGAGGUUGAAGUCAAUGAAGGUGUUACCGCAGUUACAGCAGUAAUCAAGAGGAAAAGGGGUCGUCCGCGCAAGUCAGAAUGUAGAAACAAGGUCUCUGUAGAACGGAAACAAAGUCUUCGCAACUGCUCCGAUGAGCACGUUAAGUGUAUGCUGAAAGUCUCAGGAUCCAUAUUGAAAGCAUCCAACUCCCAAGGAAACCACAAAAAAAAUAAAGUUGCACUAAAACUUUACAAGUCCUCGAAGUUUCAGACAACCGUCCUGAAGUUCAGCCAAGACUCUCUGUCCAAUCAAUCAAAACGAGUGCGAAAACUCAAACUCAAGCCGAUCAUCCAAAUGAAAAAUCAAGUCAAGCGCGUCGUUAAUUUCAGAAAUCCUCUAAAGAUCGAGACUGUGAACAAUGUUAAAAUUGUCAUGUAUAAAAACCAAUCCCCUGGUUCUAGACUUCUGCUGAAGCAACUUCAAGAUAUGCAGCCUAGGGUUAUCCUGGAAAAGAGGCUGCACAGUUGAUGGUUAAACUGGAGACAUUAAAAACAAGGCCUUGCUCUCAGGACCACAUACUGUGUCACAUGCUGCUGACAGGUACAUCCAGAUACUCUCUAGCAUUUAUAGUAGUUCCAACACAUUGGUAUUGACUCUCGAUUAGUAGAAGAAAAAGCAAAGUUUUGUACAAUAUUUAACGUUUUGAUGUACUAUUAUGGUUGUGCUAAAAAAAACCUUUUGUAUUUCUAAAAUUCUCUGAUGAAAAUUAGAUGAAUUUUUUUUAACUGUACAGUUUUGUGUAGAAUGAAAAAGUUAUCAUAUAUCCCUGUGGGAUUUUUUUUCUCUCUUUUUUUUUUUCUUUUUUCGAAAGUAUUUAUUUUUAACUUAACAGUAGUGUGUCAACGUACUUGUCUUCCACCUAACAUUCAAUUUAAGUAAACUGAAUGCUCAGUGUAAAUUGUGGCAUCCACAUGAAUACUUGGUGUCAAAUCGUGGUGUUUGCAAUUCUGAGAAUUCUCCCGUUAUCUAAAUUGAGGUCAAACGUUUCAGUGUGAACAUUCACUGUAGUGAAGAAAAGGACAGAGUACAACAUAAGGUGGGUAAAAAUAAAGAAUUUAAAAGAAUAAA